Messenger RNA from Mycena indigotica, 1848 nucleotides. RefSeq lists its product as uncharacterized. The transcript has 8 exons. Bases 1 to 1848 code for a protein of 615 amino acids. The record is from RefSeq and is a predicted model, not a curated record. NCBI's taxonomy places the organism in Eukaryota, Fungi, Basidiomycota, Agaricomycetes, Agaricales, Mycenaceae.
AUGCCGUCGUCGCAGUCACCGAAGCCCUUGCCUACGUUAACACAACUAUGCGCUGCUCGCGUGUCUCUGGACACUCCAGUGGAGAACUUCUCUAUCGUGCCUAACCACAUCCUGCCUCUGCUACGCUAUCCUAUGGCCCGUAAAUUGAACGGUCAUGGAGAGAAGCUUGAUGACUGGUUGGAGAGUCACAUGGAACACUUACGCAACACUACUCCUUCCGCCGCGCGACUUUUGUUGUUGCAUUGUUCCGAUCUGCCUCAUUCUUUUCACGUGACUCAUAUGGACGCCACCGUCAUCUCUUUUGACACCGUACCCAAAUUCCGGGGAUGUGAUCUCCUCGAUUAUUUCCAGCCUACUUCAAGACAUGUAACCGCGACCUCCAGUGAAUUCCACUCGCAGCUCCAAUUAGUCACUGACGGGCUACUCAAUAACUUGACCUGGAACGGCAUUGCUCUUGUGGGAGCGUCUGUCUUAUUCACUUUGACCGACCCUAUCACGAGAGGUCCACACUGGCUUCAAACGUGGCGUGCGUGUCCAAUAACCCUGAUUCUACUGCGUGACAGUACACUGUCAAUUGAAGAUCGCUUACGCAACAUCCUAUCCUGUUUCAAGAACAACCGACCAGGUCGAAGGUACUGGAUAUGGCGCGGAAUCGCCUCCAUAUCCAUUGUCUCGGACGAGGACCGCCGCAUCGACAUACUACAACGGAUUUACGACGGGCCUCUUGAAUGGCUGCUGGAGGAGCCCGUCGACGCCCUAGGAUUGUUGUGGGACGGACUGGACCUCACCGCUACUCCUUGCGCACUUCGGGCUAUCGAGACUAGCAGCAACUCUAUAAACUUUAGAGUGAUCGAAGCAGAUCGUCGAGCCUUUUGUACCGAUAAUUUAUCCUUUGACCUUUUGUCUUUAUCCUUGCAGGGUUUCGCGCUCCGUCUAUCGGAAACUGAUCUCGCCGGUUUAUACGCCCGCAGCGAAACCGCAGAUCUAGGAGUUGCCCCCCGAGUCAAGUUCCGUCGGGAUAUGAAUGAACAGCGGUCUUUCGUGGCCUCAUUGCUUCCUGGUGGCCCCCCAUAUCCUCUGCGAUUGGAGCUGCGCACUCCAGCAUGGUUCACUGAGGGCCUCAAUGAGAGUCCCGGUAGAUCCUAUCUGGAUUCCAGCACGACUUUGCUGCGACACGUGGCCUUCGUGGAAUGGGUGAUACAGCAUGAUAUACAGUUAUGUGCUCCUUCUUACCAUGUGGACGGGAUCAUGGAUAUUCCUUUACUGAAUGCCCCGUCCUUGAGUCGACUCACCGUGUGGGCGCUCACACAGAGUAGGCGAACGUGGGAGCACAACCGGUCACACGCAUUUUCUCCGUUCAUUCCAAGAGAUAAUCGAGAAAUGAAAUUUCGCCACUUGCUCGUGGCCUCAGCGAUGGUAGAUCUCUUUACAAUCGACGAACCCGCAUUACGGCUGCCACUCAUUUUACCCUAUAACUUCUUCUUGCGCGCAAAACAAGUAUUCGUGGACCAAUCAAGACAUUUCUCUUCUGCAGCCAGCAUUCUCCAAGCGUUCCCUUUGUCCCCUGACCCGCAACUGCCUGGGCCUGGCGAAGAAAAUUCACACCGCCCCUGCCUGGUGGUUUGGACGCAACCUGCGUUCUUGCCCUGGACCAGAACGAAUCCACGCAUGCGUCGGUUGUGGGAGAUACUGCUGGCCUACCGCAGUAUUUUCAACGAAAUCGUGGCUUACUCAUGGGAGACGGUGUCCGAGUUCGAUGCAGACAAGGUGGUGCAUAGAUUCGAAAACACCAUUGCGUCUACGAUGGAUUGGAAGUCUUGGUAUAAUGAUGACCGUACGAAUCCUUAA